AUGCCAACCCUGUGGAACCUGCUAACCAUAUUUCUGUUGACGCUCUUGUCCUUCGUUCUUGCAACGACUUCCAACCUUAUCGUCGGCGGUAGGUUGAUUCCCAUCACCGAGGCACCAUAUCAGGCGGCGAUCUACAUUACGGGAUCACUUCACUGUGGAGGAGUGGUCAUAGCACCUCGCUGGAUCCUCACGGCAGGACACUGUGUUGUCUAUGUUGGUGGUGGUACAAUAGAAGCGAACCAAUUCAUCGUCCGAUACGGAACCGACAAUGCUAAUGUGGAUGGAGAAAUGGAUGCCUUCGUGGUAGCUAUAUUCGUGCAUCCAGAAUUCACUAGAAAGCCUCUGGACUACGACGUCGCCCUGAUGAAGAUGAGUGUGUCUCAUGAAGUCCAGUUUUCCGAUCGGGUACGCUGCAUACGGAUGGCGCCGCCGGGAACUCCCGUCGUAGCAGGCGAUACAGUGUUUGUCUCUGGGUACGGUCGAAUUGAUCCUACAAUAUCCUCACCUACCGAUGACGACCAUCUACUGCGUGCCGUCGAAGUAACUGUCGUUGAUCGCACGGAGUGUCGGAGUCAGUAUCCUGAAGGCGCAAUCUCAGUGACGGAUACUAUGUUCUGCGCAAGCGCGCCGGGAAAAGAUGCCUGUGUCUACGAUUCGGGAGGACCGGCCGUUCAUGAUGGACAGCUCGUUGGAUUGAUCUCGCACGGAGCAGGUUGUGCGGAUGCGUCCUUCCCUGGAGUUUACACACUGGUUUCUGCGGUGCGUGACUGGAUCGAUGAAAUUAUCGCAAGCAAUACUGGGGACGAUCCAUCGGACGGGCAAUGCGAAUAA
Anopheles coustani is the source of this 831-nucleotide messenger RNA. RefSeq names its product trypsin-7-like. The record is from RefSeq and is a predicted model, not a curated record. NCBI's taxonomy places the organism in Eukaryota, Metazoa, Arthropoda, Insecta, Diptera, Culicidae. Gene Ontology annotation, biological process: proteolysis. Bases 1 to 831 code for a protein of 276 amino acids. Gene Ontology annotation, molecular function: serine-type endopeptidase activity. The transcript has a single exon.